AUGUCGAGAAAUUUCCUAAUACCCAGUCUGCCGACAUCACUCGUUGCAAUCUCAAACGCAAACUACAACAUGUCUGAUUCCGAGGCAGAAGGGGGUGUUCCCCUGAUUGAGCCCGAGUUUGACGCUCUCUCCACUUCGAAGAAGAGGAAGAGAGCUGGUGAGACGGAGGAGGGCCAUGACGACAAGAAAGCGCUCAAGAAGGCGAAGCGCAAGGAAAAGAAGAAGCAGAAGAUGAAGUCGAUCAAUGAAGACGAUCUCGAUGUAGAGUUGGGCGUCAAUCGUGCCUUUGAGAGAAUGGACAGCCAGUUGCUCGCGGACUACAUCAACUCGCGAACGCGAUUAUAUGGCAAAGAUCUGAGUUCGGUGGAGCUCGAAGAAUUGUUCGUGCCAUCACGAACGAUCAAAGACACCAGCAGCUGGAGUGAGCCACGCAAAUCGGACAGUUUAUCCGCAUUCUUGAAGAAGCAAUGCAAAAAGUUGGAGCCCACGCCUGACAAGCCCAAAGGCGCGCCGCACACGAUUGUGGUGACGGCGUCUGGAAUUCGUGCAGCCGACGUCGUCCGAUCACUAAAGACUGGGCUCCCCAAAGCAGGCAUCAAAGACCCAAACGUCGCAAAGCUGUUUGCCAAACACAUGAAGAUUGCCGAGCAAAUCCAACAACUCAAGAAACACAAGAUUGAUUACGGCGUCGGCACGCCAGAUAGAUUGUCUGCGCUGCUCGAUCAGGACGCUCUCUCGACGGCCAACUUGAAGCGAGUUGUGGUGGAUGCGUCGUACAUUGACCAGAAGAAGCGCGGCAUCCUCGACAUGAAGGAACUGCACGAACCGCUCAUCAAGUUACUUUUGCGGAAGGAGUUUGUGGGGGAUGAGGGCGACGGCAACGAGCUUUUUGUUUUCUACUGA
Periconia digitata is the source of this 903-nucleotide messenger RNA. The record is from the annotation of a GenBank genome assembly. NCBI's taxonomy places the organism in Eukaryota, Fungi, Ascomycota, Dothideomycetes, Pleosporales, Periconiaceae.